AUGGCACCUAGUAAGCAAUGGAUGGAACUUGUUGAUAAUCGACUUGAUGAAGUCUAUUUAGCCGGUGUGCAAAAGUUUUUAGAUUAUGCCUUUCAAAGAACAGGAGAAGAACAUGAAAUACGAUGUCCAUGUGUCAAAUGUUUCAAUACAAUUCUAGGAACUCGAAAAAUAGUUGAGACACAUUUGCUAGUGUAUGGUAUAAUUCGAAACCAUACUUUUUGGUAUCACCAUGGAGAACGUUUGGGUGAGCCAUUGACUGAAUAUGAAAAUGGUGAUGCAGUAGAAGAAUGUGAGAGUGAGGAUGAAGUAGAAGAAUUGUUGAGAGAUCUAUAUCCUAAUCUUGACGGAGGAAGUACACACACAGAUUGUGAUGAUUUACUUGAGGAGGAGCCAAAUGUUGAAGCAAAAAAAUUUUACAGCCUAUUAAAGGAUUUCGAGAAGCCGUUGUACAAAAAUUCAAAAGCUUCAAAGCUUUCCUCUUUGAUCAAAUUGCUUCAUAUCAAAAGUAUUGGUCGUUGGAGUAAUGCGUCAUUUACAAUGUUAUUGAAACUAUUAAAAGAUGAGUUGUUGCCUGAUGAGGCUAAUUUACCAAACUCAUAUUAUGAGGCAAAAAAGAUCAUUCAAGAACUUGGGCUUUCUUAUAAGAGGAUUGAUGCUUGUACUAAUGAUUGCAUGUCAUACUGGAAGGAGGAUAGCUUACUCGAUUCUUGUAAAAUUUGUGGUGCAUCGAGAUGGAGAAUUAAUACACAUAGUGGGGAAACAAAGAAUAAGAAAGGUAAAAAGAUAGCUUCAAAGAGCUUACGCUAUUUUCCCUUAAAGCCUAGACUUCAGAGGUUGUUUAUGUCUACAAAGACAUCUACACUAAUGACAUGGCACAAGGAUGAAAGAGUUGAUGAUGGAAUAAUGAGGCAUCCAGCUGAUUCAAUGGCAUGGAAGUCAUUUGAUAAACUUCAUCCUUCAUUUGCAGUUGACCCUCGUAAUGUUCGACUUGGACUUGCUAGUGAUGGAUUUCAGCCUUUUCAAAAUUCAAAAACCUCACAUAGUAUUUGGCCUGUUGUUCUUAUUCCUUAUAAUUUACCACCUUGGUUGUGUAUGAAACAAGAAAAUUUCAUUUUGUCGAUGCUUAUUCCUGGUCCAAAUGGUCCUGGAGAUGCAAUUGAUACAUAUCUCCAGCCUUUAAUAGAGGAAUUGAAGGAGUUGUGGGAUGUUGGUAUUGAGACCUAUGAUGCAUCAACUAGAAAGAAUUUUAAGUUGCAUGCUUCUUUGUUAUGGACCAUCAAUGACUUUCCAGCUUAUGGAAACUUAUCUGGAUGGAGUACAAAAGGAAAACUGGCAUGUCCAUGUUGCAAUAAGGACACAGCUUCAAUUCGAUUGACUAAUUGUAAGAAGCAGUGUUUUAUGGGUCAUCGGCGUUACCUUCCUCUUAGUCAUAAAUGGAGAAAUGAGACAAAGUCAUUUGAUGGUACACAAGAGAAAAGGCCCCCACCAAAAAUCGAACUGUUGGAACAAAUAGCAAACUGUUUUCGAGGCAUUUGGGAAAAAUUGUUCGUGAUCCAUAAAUUUGAGGUUGUGGACAUGAAUGAUCAUCGUGAUCAUAUCUUGGGAUGGAUGAAUGAGUUAUGGAACAAAUGGAGAGGACACUUGCAUGCAAAAUAUGUGAAGGAUAAGCCUAUCCAUCAAUCUCUUAGGACUAUUCCAAGGGGAGUAGACAAAAAAGAAUGGGAAUGGUUAGUAAAGGAACAUUUUGCUUCUGAAAGUUUCCAGGGCGGGAAAGAUGGGAACCCACCAGAUUUGGCGACUAUUUUCUUUGAGACGCGUAAGAAAGAUAACAAACUUGUUGAACCUGAAGCAAUUGAAAAACAUGUGCGUUUGAUAAAUUGA
Molecule: messenger RNA, 1881 nt
Organism: Solanum verrucosum
Lineage: Eukaryota; Viridiplantae; Streptophyta; Magnoliopsida; Solanales; Solanaceae
Exons: 3
Coding region: 1-1881 (626 amino acids)
Source: RefSeq, a predicted model, not a curated record